Ochotona princeps (American pika) is the source of this 684-nucleotide messenger RNA. Its product is annotated as TBC1 domain family member 4-like. The coding region runs from base 1 to 684 and encodes 227 amino acids. NCBI's taxonomy places the organism in Eukaryota, Metazoa, Chordata, Mammalia, Lagomorpha, Ochotonidae. The record is from RefSeq and is a predicted model, not a curated record. The transcript has a single exon.
AUGAGGGAUCAUGGCAUUUGUUGGACUGGUACCACAAGCCUUUCUCCUUCCCACCAAUUUCAACAGCUUGUUCCGCAGAACAAGGACUUGGCCUCAGAAAAGGACUACUCGCCAGGGGACUCUCCUCCAGGGACGCCGCCAGCCUCUCCCUUGUCGUCAGCGUGGCACUCAUUCCCAGAGGAGGACUCCGACUCCCCGCAGUUCCGGAGAAAGGCGCACACGUUCAGCCACCCACCCUCAAGUACAAAGAGAAAACUCAACUUGCAGGACGGGAGGGCGCCUGGCUUGCGCUCCCCACUGCUCAGACAGGGCUCCAGCGAGCAGUGCAGUGAUGGAGAAGGGAGAAAAAGGACCUCCUCUACCUGCAGCAAUGAGACCCUAAAUGCCGGAGGAACGCCUGUCACUCCUCGCCGGAUCUCCUGGCGGCAGCGCAUCUUCCUGCGGGUUGCUUCGCCCAUACACAGAUCUCCCUCAGCAAUGCAACAGCAAGAUGGGCUGGACAGGAACGAGCUGCUGCCACUGUCCCCUCUCACUCCCACCAAGGAGGAGGACCCACUGGUAAUUUUCCUGUCUGGCGAGGAGGACCCAGAGAAGGGUGAAGAGAAAAAGAAGUCCAAAGAGUUUAAGAGCUUGUGGAAAAAGGCUAUACAUCAACAAAUCUUGUUGCUGCGAAUGGAAAAAUAA